This is a messenger RNA of Spirometra erinaceieuropaei, 4356 nucleotides long. NCBI's taxonomy places the organism in Eukaryota, Metazoa, Platyhelminthes, Cestoda, Diphyllobothriidea, Diphyllobothriidae. The record is from the annotation of a GenBank genome assembly.
AUGGAGAUGCGCGGUUUUCCCAAGUCAUCACCUUCCGCUCUUUCAACUUCCUCAAUUGCGCCUGCGUCUCCUCCUUCGGGCCUGAAGUUCGAGUUUUCGAAGAUCGUUCAAGGUAUCGCUUCUCUUCGAGAACUGCCAGUCUCCUUAUCAUCUCGAAGUCCGCCGAGGUCAUCUACCUCCGGCAUGUCCAGCCUACACAUUCAGCUCGCUCCAAAACAGCCGCCACCUGAUACCAUCACACCCAGCUUUGGUUCUAAAGCCCGUAGCUGCAUAUAUCCCUGCUCCUUCAUCUCACAGCAGAGCAAACGGAUAAGCUCGAAGGUUAAUGCUGCCAAUCUUUUUGGCAGAUCUAGCGCUGGUCGUGCCAUCUGCGUCAGUGACGACCGGAGUGGCCGGCGAUUCUUGGUAAACACCGGUGAGCGGCUGAAUGUCAUUCCUCCCGCGCAUGCCGUUUGGACUCCGCAACACCUCUCAGACCUUCCAAAGGUUCGUAGACAGAGUACUUCAUGGUCUAUCCCUUGUCUACGCCGAUAUAGACGACCUGAAGGUAGUUAGCUCUACCGUCAAAGAACACAUGGAGCAUCCUGCAGCGGUGUCUGACCGCCUUUACCAAUUUGGCGUUGUUCUCAACCCGUCCAAUUGUGUCUCAGGCAUCUGGUUGGUCCCAGCGGCAUCCAUUCUCUUCCAUCGAAGUUUGCGGCAAUCCGUGAUUUCCCACCUUCAUCUUCCAAACGUUAGCUGCAGUGAUUUCUGGACAUGGUGGAUUUCUACAGCCGGUUCCUCCUGAAUUGGUCCAAAACCAUCCUGCUGCUCACGAUCCUUCUCUCGGGUCUCAAAGAUUGAUUCGAGCUUUCUGCAGACGCCCUCGCUGACAGUUAAGGAUCACAUAGAAGGAUUCGACCAAGGACUAUUAGACAUAGCAUUUGAUAAAAUUUAUGUUUCAACGUGUACGAACUGUGACACGGAUGCGUGAAGGUCUGGGAGCUAGUUACCUGAACCUACUGUUUUCCAAGAGCGAGGAAAGUGUUGAUGAAAUAAGUCUGUGUCGCCCCUAGGAUCUUGUGAUCACGUGACGCUAAUGUGGGAAUCAACACUCGUAGCUGUCCCCGAACGAAGCUCAGUCGUAAAUAAAUGUCUGGCGGGGUAAAUUCGAGGCAAUGGAAUCAGAGAUUGGACACACUUUAUGAACAGAAUCAUUACGAGGAGAUGUCAACGAAUGCUGGACUACCUUCGCAUUAACUAUGAGAGACCUGAUUGAACGAUACCGUCCUCUCAAGAAACAUCCGACCGGAAACAAACCGAAAUGGUGGACAGCAUCGAAAACAUCCGAAAACAGCGCAAGUUGUGGAAAGUCUCCUUACAAACGGGGAGCCCAGAAAAAAUUCAAAACUUUUGGCAACAAUGAAUCUUAUACAAAUGGCUCCUCCACAAAUUACGUGCUUUUUAUGAACUGAAACUCCUAGAAGAGGUAUAGAAAAAACCUAAAGCCUUUUAUGCCUGCAUCAGGAGUAAUACGAGAAUCCGAGACCAUCUUGCAACCUUAAAGGACAAAAAUAACCAAAUAGUGAGCGAUGACUUUAGAAAAGCCGAGUUUUUUUAGGAUUUUUCUGAAUCGUCCCCAGUCCUGUUCUCUGCCGCAGUUCGCCAACCAACCACUUAUAAACACAGUAUUAUUUACACGACAUCUAGUUUGGCCAAGUUAAAAAAUCUGGAUCCGGCUAAGUCGCCUGGACCAGACGAGAUCUGAAGGGUACUCCUACGUCAAAUAGCUGAAGUAGCAGCAGAACUACUCUGUAUAAUCUUCCAAAAAUCGCGGGAAGCUGGCAAACUUCCUGACACAUGGAAGAUGGCAAACGUCGUAUCCAUCCACAAGGGAGGAUCACGGUCAUAUCCCACCAAAUAGCGGCCGAUUAGUUUGACAUGCAGUUGCUGCAAACUGAUGGAAAAUAUAGAUAAAAAUUUAAUUAAAUCGCUCGAUGCAUUCCGCUGUCACAUCAGUUCAGUUCGGCACGGCUUCUGUGAAAGGAGGUUCUGCCUCAUAAGCCUGCUUACGUCGCUCGAACAUUGGUCGAUGGCCAUGGAUGAAGGGCAUCCAGUAGACGUCUCAUAUUUUGAUUUCAACAAGGCGUUUGAUUGCGUUCCUAGUAAGUGCCUCGUUUAAAUGUUGUCAGGCGUAAGAAUAAAAGGCAAUCCUCGGAAAUGGAUUCAAGGUUUCUUAAACGGUCGUAGACAAAAAGUCACUACUGCUCAGAAUGGAUACCUGUUAAAAGUGGAGUCACACACGAGUCAGUUCUUGGGCCGCUCCUAUUCAUUAUUUAUGUAUGUGAUCUAGUACGGAAAGUAAAAUCGGAGCUAGCCUUCUUUGCAGACGAUCGUAAAUUUUGGAGGGUGAUAAAAGAUGAAAAAGACGUCAUGAUACUACAAGAGGACGUAAAGAAUUUGCGGGCAUGGAGCAAGGAAUGAUGCAUGAAAUUCAACGUCAAAAAUACGCGGUAAUGCACGUAAUAUCAGCAAGGCGAAGAAAAAAUGCACCCACACGACGGUAUCCUCUUGCCAAUCAACCACUUAAAACCGUAGAUGUGCAAAAAGAUCCCGCUGUAUUCAUUAAAGACGAUCUAAGCGUCACCACGCAGUGUUCGAAAGUCACAGCGCGGGCAACGCCAGUCAUGAGCGCGAUACGCAGAACGUUUAUUAACUUGAAUGCAGAUUCCAUUGGCAAGUCAUAUGGGGCAUUUGUGCGGCCGCACCUGGAAUAAGCGGUACAGGCUUGGCGACCGUGGCUUCGGAAGGAUAUAGAUAUUCUUGAAAGUGUACAGCGACGUGCAUCAAAGGUUGUUCAUGAACUCAAAUAUCUUGCUUACGAGCAGCGCCUGAUGGCCUUGACCCUCUUUCCCCUCCACUACAGGCAGGACAGAGGCGACCUCAUAGCAGCGUCUCAGAUGAUAAGAGGACUUGAUCUGGAUGUCGAUUGGAAAACUAUUUUUGAAAUGGCACCAAAGUCUUAUCUCAGACUACACGAUUACCAAAUUAAAGACGAACUGUGCCACACAAAUCAACUUUCCUCCUUUUUCUUGCAGAGAGUCAUACGCCAAUGGAAUUCUUUGCCGGCGUAUGUUGUUAAUUCCUCUACCGUGCUUGUGUUCAAGAGACGUCUGGAUAAUCAUCUGUUGAAAGGCAACCCGAACUCCUCAAGCCCAUCUAGUGGGUUACUGAGAUGACUGUUACCAUACUACUAACUUGAAUUCAACAGAUCCUUUUGGGUGCAUUAACAUUGACCCAUAUGAAAAUUUCUACAAUGCGAAUUCAGUGAACUAUUUUUUCACCGUUAUUUCGCAAAUGCCAUACCCUUUCACAUUUAUGUUCCGUUAUUAUAUUUAUGUAUUCUGUACACUAAAAUUGCAUGCAAAAGUUUUGUAAUUUACAUAUCGUCUUUCACACCUGUACCGUUUAAAUGGAGUUUUCUGGGCUUCCGCCAUUUACUCCUAGUAUACUGACUGAUACUGACUGAAUGACUGACUGGCCGACGCCACCCUAAUAACGCAGUUUCAUUUCUGUACUACCACUUCCCUCAUGGUUGACGCCUCCAAUGUCGCAAUAGACGCGGUUCUCCAACAGCAACUUGCAGGUAACACCCAACCUUCAGCGUUCUACUCCAAGAAGUUAUCAUCUGCCGGCACGCACUACAGCACAUUUUGACGGGAGCUCCUUGCUGUCUUCCUCGCCGCGAAACACUUCCCGCACUUCCUUGAGGGCAGGAACUUCACUGUCUCCUCGGAUCACCUGCCCCCUUCCUUCGUUCUCAAGUUCACUUCCGACAAGCUCAAAACCCGAGAAAUUCACCAACUGGCCUACAUCUCGCAGUUCGCUUUAGACAUCCGCCACAUCGACAGGUCACACAAUGAGAUGGCUGAUGUAAUGUCCAGGCCCUCCAUCGCACAACUCCAACUUUCUCCCGGGAUCGACCUAGCUGAGAUUGCUGUCGAAAAACGCCAUGUUCGUUCUCCCUGUGACAAGGACGCUUCCGGAUUCCAACUCCAGAACCUGCCACUGACUACUGGCAACGGCACCACUCUAUGCGACGUCUCCACCACCUCCCCCGUCCCUUUGUGUCUCCACCCCUUCGCCUCAAGGUCGUCCCCUCCCUGCACAACCUAUCGCACCGUGGGAGUCGAGCUACCUACAAGCUGUUUUUCAAACGUUGCAUCUGGCCUUGGAUGCAAAAAGACUUCAAAGCAUGGACAUGGGUAUGUCUCAGUUGUCAGCGGAAUAAGCUCGCAUCGGCGCCUUCCCCAUUCCGGAUGCACGGUUCAGUCAUGUCCACCUGGACAUCGUAGGUCCCCUUCCUUUGUCCACUAG